Molecule: messenger RNA, 1092 nt
Organism: Anneissia japonica
Lineage: Eukaryota; Metazoa; Echinodermata; Crinoidea; Comatulida; Comatulidae
Exons: 3
Coding region: 218-868 (216 amino acids)
Source: RefSeq, a predicted model, not a curated record
AUUCAAUCAAUCCAUCAAUCAAUUUGUUUUUUCUGUGUUUUAUUUAUAUUUCUCUAAAUACAUGUGAAAUUUUAGUUCUAAGGAUAAAAUAUUAUAAAUUAAAUGUAAAUUAUAUUUUGGAACGGAGUCAGUACUUUAGCAAUUAUGAUUUUGUUUUAUUGUAUUUCAGGGCAUAUCUGUAGAUGAUGUAUGCUUUCUGUUACGGUACAGUGCUGCCAUGUUUGUUAGUGACAAUGCUGGACCAGUGGUGUUACUUUGCUCUGAACUACCCCCUGAUUCAAUCGCAGUUGCUGUGUCAUUGCCAGAGGCGAAAGAAGCUAACAGCACAGUUGCGCUCAUCAAUGCCAUCGUAGAUUACUUGGAAGCUGGUACCAGUAAUUCAGUGUUGUCAGCUGUCGUCACCAUUCAAAAAUUAACAUACUCACUUCAGUCAUCCCAAAAUAAUCAAUUUACGCAGAAUCUGUGGAUGUUUACACUACUUGUUGUGCUAUUGCUGUCCGUGAUUCUAUUGCUGUUUGUUUUUUACCGAGUUUAUCGACGUCACAGAAGAAAGCAGGUCCCUCGCGAGGACGAGGAAGACACAUCUCCAUCAGAGCCUAAAAAUAAUCAACAACAAGCCGCAAUAAAACGAUAUCAUAAUCAGCUUUUUACAAACCAAAGAGCGGCAGGCAGUAGCAAAGCAGCUACAUCAGGCGAUGCAUCACGCACGCCGAGCACAAAAUAUACACAUAGCGAAAAACAUGUGGAAGAAACACACACAGAUAGCAACCAACAGAAGAACUCACAAAAAUGCACUGUUGAUGUUCACAUGGAGAACACAAGGACCAAACAGAAGAACUCUUUGCAUUUGAAUGUGGAGAAGAUCUGAAUAAUUAUUAAUGUUGAAAUGUUUCCAAAUAUUUGUGAAAACAUGGUCUUCAUAGCAACACUGUAAUGUACCAUAGCAACAGUAACCAUGGUAGAUAAGUAUGCUGCUAGGGAAAUAGCUUCCCUCCUAUCAUCACAGAUUAAAGCUCUCCAAACUUUUUCAGCAGUAAUUCCACCAAAAUAUUUAGUUUUAUAUGGACUUCAAGAACUUGAAUUAAAAGACAG